AUGGCUGGAUUCUUCAAGCAAGUUGUGGGUGGAAUCAAAGGGAUUGUAGAUGCAGCCUCAGCAAAUAUCAGCCCAUUUAAAGUGCAAGUUGUUAAACCGGAAGAUCAUGCUGGGCUGACUAUCAAAAACAAUGAUGGUAAUGUGACACUGUUUCGAAGAUCUGGCAGCUACGAAUGUGUGGUCUACACGAGGGGAGUACAAAGCAAGGUUUUCAGCAUAUUCCGUCUGACGAACGAUGGGGAGGCUUAUGCAUUAUUUAAUGUCUUCACACCCAAACUGAAUGCCCUAACCAACUGUAGUAGCUCAUUGGCCAAUGAAAAAGUGAUGCAGAAAGUGUGUGACUGCAUGAGAGACCAUCAGACAUGGACGACGGCCCAUGUAGCUGCCUAUGUUGGCUUGUUUGAAUGCUUUAAAUUUACAGACAUUAAAAGCCUCAUAAACAGUCAAUGUACAGCUACUGGUGCUACCCCAUUGAUGGCGGCAAUCAUGGGGAGACAACUCCAAUGUGUUCAGGAGCUGCAGGCAUGUGGUGCCUCAAUGGAGGUUCAGGAUCAAAAUGGAGACACUGUGUACCAUUACGCUGUAGAAGCAGAUGUAAAAACAAUACCUGUUCUGACUCGCACUGAUGUCAACAAGGUAAUGAACUGGAUGAACAAUUGUGGCCAGACCUGUCUCAGUGUGGCCUGUGAGAAAGGUAUGUUCGAGGCUGUCGAGGAGCUGCUGCAGGCUGGAGCGGAUCCCUUUAUAUCCUCUGCGGAUAGUUUCCCAAUUCACCAAGCAGUCAAAACUGAAAGCAUGAGGUGUGUUGAUAUUCUCCUUAAGAAGUACCCCGACCUUGCAGGCUUGCGAGAUAACAAAAACGGAGGAACAGCGUUUCACUGGGCUAGGACUGAUAAGAUGAUGGAGUUGCUAUGUAAGAGUAAAUGUGAUGUGAACAUUCGAAGUAAUACCAGCCACACACCACUACACAUUAUGCAACAAGAGAAGAGAAUCAACUCUAUGAUGGUGUUGUUGUGUUAUGGUGCCGACGCCACGAUAGCUGACAAAAAUGGAGACACACCUCUUCACCUGGCAGUCAGGAACGACGAUGUUGAAAUGGUGCGUACUUUUGUGGUGUUCGGAGCCGAUGUCAAUUUACGCAAUGCACAGAAUCAGACAGCCAGACACAUUGCAUCUGUCAACAAUGGGAAAAACAAGGAUAUAAUUAUAUUCAUCCUGCAUGUGUCGGGGGCAGGGCGCUGUACAGCUGAGGUUAAGGGCUGUCAGAAGGGAUGUUUCUGUGAGGGAGCUUACGCUGGUACCCCUGAUGAAACGAUGAAGAACAUGAUGGAUGCAGACAAAACAGCCAUACUAGAUGAAAUGUUUGCAUCCUUCCCAUUUGAUGAGACUUUAUGCAAAGCAGAAGAAGCUGGCUUUGGACUGGAUUCCCCUGACUCUGGUACUGGUAUUCCCCCAGGUGAUAGACUGCUCUGUCUAGAUGGAGGCGGCAUACGAGGCCUGGUACUCAUACAGGUAUUGAUGGCUAUAGAGAAGGAGGCGGGCAUCCCCAUAAAGGAGUGUUUUGAUUGGAUAGGAGGCACAAGUACUGGUGGGAUAUUAGCCCUCGGAAUUGGUAUUGGGAAGUCCUUGACAUAUUUGAAAGGACUUUACUUUCGUUUAAAAGAUGAGGUAUUUACAGGAACGCGACCAUAUGCAACAGAACCUUUUGAAGAAAUGUUGAAAAGGGAAUUCGGGGAGACUAAAGUGAUGACAGACGUAUCUCAUCCAAAGGUGGUUGUAAUGGGUGUAUAUGGAGACCGACACCCUUCGGAACUACAUUUGUUUAGGACUUACUUUCCCACUAUACAGAGGGAGUUCACCACCACAAGAAAUGGAGUCAAGUUUGAUCCACCUCCCCCGCCAAAUGAACAAAAGAUGUGGCAAGCAGCUCGAUCCAGUGGUGCAGCUCCAACCUACUUUAGAGCCCAUGGCAGGUUUGUGGACGGGGGAUUGAUAGCCAACAAUCCUACUCUGGACAUGCUCACAGAGAUCCAUGAGUACAACACUGGACUCAAGCUAAAAAAUGAGGCCCAUCUCACACAUCCACUGGUCUGUGUUGUCUCCCUUGGUACUGGACGGAUCCCAGUUGUUCGUAAUGAGCACAUUGAUGUUUAUCGACCUGAAAGUGUAUUUGAGAUUCACAAGGUAGCCAAAGGAAUAUCUGGACUGGUUAGCAUGCUUCUGGAUCAGGCCACUACAUCAGAGGGGAGUCCUGUGGACCGUUCACGAGCCUGGUGCAGCAUGCUAAAUGUCCCUUUUGCAAGAUUCAGCCCACAAAUUUCAGUGGACCUGCCCCUGGAUUGCCAUGACAACAAACAACUGAUCAAUAUGAUGUGGGAAACGCAGUGUUACAUUGAGGCCAACAGACACAGAGUCCAGCGUGUGGCCAGCCUACUGAGAAAAUACCACAGGAUAAAUAUGUCCCUUCGACCACCGUCUGAUGUUUCCAACUUAGUCCAAGUGGGAAACAGUUAA
This is a messenger RNA of Ylistrum balloti, 2514 nucleotides long. RefSeq names its product 85/88 kDa calcium-independent phospholipase A2-like. The record is from RefSeq and is a predicted model, not a curated record. Gene Ontology annotation, cellular component: mitochondrion. NCBI's taxonomy places the organism in Eukaryota, Metazoa, Mollusca, Bivalvia, Pectinida, Pectinidae. The coding region runs from base 1 to 2514 and encodes 837 amino acids. The transcript has 16 exons. Gene Ontology annotation, molecular function: protein binding. Gene Ontology annotation, biological process: lipid metabolic process; positive regulation of ceramide biosynthetic process.